This is a messenger RNA of Thecamonas trahens ATCC 50062, 623 nucleotides long. RefSeq names its product signal peptidase 22 kDa subunit. Gene Ontology annotation, biological process: protein targeting to ER. NCBI's taxonomy places the organism in Eukaryota, Apusomonadida, Apusomonadidae. Bases 23 to 580 code for a protein of 185 amino acids. Gene Ontology annotation, cellular component: signal peptidase complex; membrane. The transcript is spliced from 2 exons. The record is from RefSeq and is a predicted model, not a curated record.
GACGACCAGGGCGACCAGCAACAUGCCGCUGCACAAUGUGGCGCACCGCAUGAACGUGGUGCUCACAACUGCAUUCAUGUUCCUCCUCGUCCUUGUGGCCGCCAACUGGCUCUCCCACUUUGCCCUCCGUGCCGAGCCCCGGCUGGCGGUGAGCGUGGCCAAGGUCAACAUACUGACAAGGGAGGACUUUCUGCCAAGGCUCCCAGAUAUGUCGCGCAAGUAUCAGCCGCUGCGGCGCGAUGUGGCCAACGUCUCGCUCGCCAUCUCUAUGGAUCUCACGCCGCUGUUUCAUUGGAACACCAAGAUGGUGUUUGUGUACGCGUACGCAGAGUGGCCGUCAAAGAACAACGCCGUCAACCAGAUCGUGCUCUGGGACGCCAUCGCCCAGUCGGCCGACGACGCUGUCCUCGAGUUCCCGGCCCUUGGCGCCGAGUACCGUCUCUCGGAUCAGGGCUUUGGCCUUCGCGGCAAGACGCUCAACCUGACCGUGGUCUACAACCGCAUCCCGCACACCGGGCCUCUGGAGUGGCGCGAGUACCCGAUGCCGUCAUUCACCAUGCCGGCAGAUUACUCACAAUGAAAGCGCUGCUGCUGUAUCAUCACGUUAACCCACACCUUUAUUG